Schizophyllum commune H4-8 is the source of this 1844-nucleotide messenger RNA. RefSeq names its product cytochrome P450. The transcript is spliced from 12 exons. Bases 154 to 1683 code for a protein of 509 amino acids. Gene Ontology annotation, molecular function: oxidoreductase activity, acting on paired donors, with incorporation or reduction of molecular oxygen; monooxygenase activity; heme binding. The record is from RefSeq and is a predicted model, not a curated record. Lineage: Eukaryota; Fungi; Basidiomycota; Agaricomycetes; Agaricales; Schizophyllaceae.
GCGGUCAACUGCUUUGGGACGUCGGCUAUCGACUCUUUCGCAGUCACUGAGCGCCCGGCGAAGCGCGCGGAGUUGCAGCGGCUUCUUGACUCGCUCGUAUAAAUACGUGUGUCCCUCUUGAGUCUUCUUGUUGUACUUCGUGUCGUUCCUAUCAUGACAGCGAUAUUGGCGCACGGCGCGAUGCCGCUGUGCGAGCUUGGCCUUGCUGGAUUAGUGGUCUGCUUGCUUGUGCGGCUAGUUCGUCGCAAGCAGUCUCUGCCUCUGCCUCCUGGACCUCCCGGUAUACCUUUCGUGGGCAACAUUCUCCUGAUGAGCCCCAACAAGGGCUGGGAGGACUUCCAGCACUGGUCAAAGACCUACAACAGCGACCUCAUCUCCCUCACCGGCCUCGGGCAACAAAUCAUCGUCGCCAACACCUACGCCUCCUCCAAGGCCCUCCUCGACCGCCUCAACCUCUCCGACCGCCCUCACAGCGUGUCCAUGGGCGAGCUCGCGGGCUGGAAUCGCGCAACCGUGCUGCACUACUACGACGACGUGUGGAAGUUGCAGCGGCGCUACCUACACCAGGUGCUCGGCACACGCGCGGGGCUCCGUAAAUACGACGACCUGCGCGAGGGCGCGGCCGCGCGCUUCGUGAAGGGACUCAUCGAUAGCCCGGGAUCGCUGGAGGAGCAGUGUCAUAUCUACACCACCGACCUCAUGCUCCGAAUCGCAUUCGGGUACAAGACCAUAGGCCACGAUCCGAUGAUUCAAAUGGCCGAGCGCGCCCUGGAGUCGUCCUCCGAGUUCACCACGCCCGGAACCUGGCUCGUUGACGUGCUGCCCAUCCUUCGACACCUCCCGGCGUGGAACCCCCUAUCCAAGCUUCACAGCGCGGUGGAGACCGAGAAGCGCAACAUCCACACGCUGUUCGACGUGCCGUUCGAUUGGGUGAAGCGGGAGAUUGCUAGCGGGAAACCGCCACAAUCCUUCACGGGAGAGUUGCUGUCGCAGCCUGAUAUGACGCCCGAGGGCGAGUUGGAAGUAAAGUGGACCGCCGGCACGUUCCUCGCCGCCGGGUCGCAUACGACCACAUGGACCAUGUUCGCCUUCUUCAAGCUCAUGGCCGCGCACCCGGACAUUCAGAGGCGCGCUCAGGCGGAGAUCGACAGCGUCGUGGGCGCGGAGCGGCUACCAGAAAUCAGCGACAUGGACGCGCUACCGUAUACCUACGCAUGCUGCCUGGAGACGAUGCGGUACCAUGUGGUGGCGCCGUUUGGCCUCCCGCAUCGCGCUAUGACGGACGACGCGUAUGGAGGAUAUCAUAUUCCAGCGGGUGCGACGGUGUUUCCGAAUUUAUGGGCCAUCUCACGAGACGAGAGCGAAUAUCCGAAUCCCCACGUAUUCAAUCCGGAGCGCUUCCUUUGUAAGAAGAGACAACGGAGCCCGCAUGACUGGGCUUUUGGGUUCGGUCGCCGUAUUUGCCCUGGUCGCAUGCUAGCAGAUGAAUCCAUAUUCAUUGCAUGCGCUACUGCUCUCGCGACGCUCGAUUUCUCGCCGAAGGUGAGGGAUGGACGGCCUGUGCCAAUCGACUUAUCCCAGAUGGCUGGGCUGGUUAGUUUGCCUACUUCAUUUGAGUACGAUGCGAAGCCGCGCAGCGAGCGAGCGCGGGCUUUGAUCAUGAACGCAGUCAUGGCGCAUUAGAUCAGGUGCCUGUGGCCGAUGGUAAUGGGAAGCCGGCGGACAUCUAGUCGCGCGGCUUUGUAUACAUAUAGUGUAAUCAUCAACAUCAUGUACAAGAAGGAGGGAUGCCAUGUGGAAUUUAUGGACUUCAAGUUGAUCGCGGAUUCGCGGCACAAAACACA